Messenger RNA from Sinocyclocheilus rhinocerous, 842 nucleotides. Its product is annotated as transcription factor Sox-14-like. The record is from RefSeq and is a predicted model, not a curated record. Gene Ontology annotation, biological process: positive regulation of transcription by RNA polymerase II; negative regulation of transcription by RNA polymerase II; brain development. Gene Ontology annotation, cellular component: nucleus. The coding region runs from base 38 to 754 and encodes 238 amino acids. NCBI's taxonomy places the organism in Eukaryota, Metazoa, Chordata, Actinopteri, Cypriniformes, Cyprinidae. Gene Ontology annotation, molecular function: DNA-binding transcription activator activity, RNA polymerase II-specific; RNA polymerase II cis-regulatory region sequence-specific DNA binding. The transcript has a single exon.
UUUUUUGAGGGGGUUAUUUUAACAGGGAACCGUAAAAAUGUCAAAGCCGGUAGAUCACAUCAAGAGACCCAUGAACGCCUGCGUAGUAUGGUCAAGAGGCCAGAGGAGGAAAAUGGCUCAAGAGAAUCCCAAAAUGCACAAUUCAGAAAUAAGCAAAAGACUUGGCGCCGAGUGGAAGCUGCUCUCUGAAUCCGAGAAGCGACCGUACAUCGACGAAGCCAAGAGGCUGAGGGCUCAACACAUGAAAGAACACCCAGACUACAAAUACAGACCCAGGCGCAAACCCAAGAACCUCCUCAAGAAGGACAGGUACGUGUUUCCUCUGCCCUACCUGGGCGACACGGAUCACCUGAAAGGACUUCCGCUCUCAGCCACGGACUCGCUUUUAGGAUCCUCGGAAAAAGCCCGUGCGUUCCUGCCACCCACAUCAGUCCCUUACUCCUUCCUCGACCCGAGCCAGUUUAGCUCCAGCGCUAUCCAGAAGAUGACAGAGAUGCCCCAUACUUUGGCCACCAGCACUUUACCUUACGCAUCAUCUCUGGGAUACCAGAACGGCGCAUUCGGGAGCCUGGGUUGCCCCAGCCAACACACCCACACCCACCCGUCGCCCACAAACCCUGGAUACGUGGUGCCGUGUAACUGCACCGCAUGGUCGGCAUCGAGUUUACAGCCGCCUGUUGCCUACAUACUGUUCCCAGGUAUGACCAAGAGUGGGAUUGACCCGUACUCAUCAGCACAUGCCACUGCUAUGUGACUCCACCACUAAAAACAGUCUCCUCUUUUGAAAACUUGAAUACAGCAAUGCAUGUACAUAAGAAGAGAGGAAUGAUCAAGACAUUUAU